AUGCUCUGGGCAAACACAGUCAUAAGGGGCUACGACGCCCUCUGCUCCUCUCCACAUGCCACUGAUGGAAGAGUCUCUGAACACUUGCUGCAGAGUGAACAACAUGUCAUACCUCGCCAAGAGCUCAUGAUCACCGCAGGCGCCAACCAGGCAUUCGUCAAUGUCAUUCUCGCAACAUGUGACGCGCGUGAUCAAGUGCUACUCAUCCUGCCCUACUACUUUUCUCACUUUAACGCUCUGGUUAUGACUGGUGUUAUCCCAGUCCUGGUACCUAUUGAAAGAGAAACGUUGCAGCCCAAGCUAGCCGAUAUAGCACAACGAAUCACACCGCGAACAACUGCUCUUGUCGUGGUCAACCCUGGCAACCCUUCCGGAAAAGUAUUCCCCAAAGCUCUCAUGGAGGGCAUGAGAGACCUUUGCUCGCGCUCCGGCAUCUGGCUCAUAAUCGACGAAGCGUAUCGAGAGUUUGUGCACCAAGGCGAAUCAAGGAUAGCCUUCUCGCCAACCAAUGUGGACAACGUCGUCCGCAUCUUCACAGCGUCAAAGGCCUACGGGCUCGCCGGCUGGCGUAUCGGCGCCGUGCUGUACCCGAAGCGCUUGUCCGCAGACAUGCGGAAAGCGCAGGACACGAUACCCACCCAUGCGUGCCGCUUCAGUGAGCACGUCGCGUACGAAUCGCUGCUCACAAACCCCUUGCAUGAAACAACCGCCCUCCCUUGCAACAUCACUUUGCUUGGCAAGGUCCGCAAAACAUUCAUUGCAUUCCUCAAGCCGGUCUACGAAAAUACGCCUUUCGAAGGCGACUUUGUGAUCCCGGACAGCGCCUUCUACCUUUUCCUUCCUUACCGGAAGACUUUGGGGAACGCUCAAGACGGGGAACGGGACGACAUGGAAGCCGUGGACUUCCUCGCGCGCAAGCAUGGGGUGCUGCUCGUGCCGGGAUUCGCAUUUGGCAUGGCUGGGUAUCUGCGAGCGUCGUAUGGUUGCUUCGAAGAAGACAGAGCCUCAGUUGCGGCUGGUAAGCUUGCAAAAGGCAUGAGGGAGGUGUUGCAAAGAGCAAAGGUCGGUGAAGGUGAAGAGGGAUGGUGA
This is a messenger RNA of Chondrus crispus (carragheen), 1089 nucleotides long. RefSeq lists its product as hypothetical. NCBI's taxonomy places the organism in Eukaryota, Rhodophyta, Florideophyceae, Gigartinales, Gigartinaceae. The record is from RefSeq and is a predicted model, not a curated record. Gene Ontology annotation, biological process: biosynthetic process. Gene Ontology annotation, molecular function: pyridoxal phosphate binding. Bases 1 to 1089 code for a protein of 362 amino acids. The transcript has a single exon.